AUGGCAGAAUGUAUUGAAUCUGAAACAUCAAACAGAAUCCCUGUCGUCUUUAAACCUUCCUCAACAAAUGACCGAGGUUCACAGAAAUGUAAACUGAGUCCGUCAGUUAUAAAAUCCCUGAACUGUGAAAUAGCAUCGUUUGUGAGAAUUUCAUUCCCAAAUAAAUCUGUGAUUUGCUGUGCUUGGCCGUCCGAUGCUGAGAAUAGUACAUCAGAUGUUUUUUGCGAUGAUACGGUAUGCGAGAUUCAGGUAGAAAGCAAAAAUAAGACAACUCAUAGUAUUGUUUCGUUGAAAUGCUCUAAAGCUAACACUGUAUCUGUAACUGUUAUAGUCAAAGACUACAAACAAUUUCAUUCGUGGAAAACCUUUUCAAGCAUCUCCGCAAAUCUAGAAAAUAAAUGUUACAAAUGUUUACGAAAUAUAUGCAUAACGAAAAGUUGCUUUAUAAACUUAAAAUGUUCAAAAUUGGCAAGUUUGUUUGGUAUAAAUUCUGUUAUAGUCAAUGGUUUCAGCACGGAAUCUGAUAGUGAUGCGGGUUUGAUUCAUGGUAAAACUAAGAUAAAAAUAGACAAUGUUUUAAGCGAAAAUAGAUACAAGAGUACCCAAAGAAGGAAGCCAUCUUGUUUAGGAGGGAUGAGUGAAGUGAUUAGUCAACUGCUUGAUUUGAUUUAUCUCCCCUUACUUAAUCCAGACAGUUUUAAACAGCUUCGAAUUUCACACACUCAAGGAAUUCUGUUACGAGGACCUCCAGGAUGUGGCAAGACCUCUUUAGUUAAAGUUAUAGCUUAUGAGUGCGGUGCUGCUCUUUUGACAAUAAAUGGUCCAGACCUGCUGGGUUCUAGACCGGGAGAAACGGAAGAUAAUUUGAAGAACACGUUCGCUAAAGCUAAAGAUUUGAGUUUAGAGGGUCCGUGUAUUCUGUUUUUUGAUGAAAUAGAUACGGUUUGUCCGAAACGGAAUAAUUCCAGUAAUUCUCAGGAUUCCAGAGUGACGAGUGCCAUGAUGUCAUGCAUGGAUGAAUUGGAUGAAAAUGAAUCUUUAAUUGUGAUUGGUGCUACAAAUAGACCAUCUGCUAUUGAUCUAGCUUUACGCCGUCCAGGGAGAUUCGAACGAGAGAUUUUAAUAAAUGUUCCGACUAAACCGCAACGGCUGGACAUUUUAUCUACCAUUACAAAGCACCUGGUAACAUGUGACUUGAACCUUGACCUUAUUGCUGAUUUAACCAAUGGUUUUGUUGGAGCCGAUUUAACAUCGUUAUGUAAUGAAGCUGUUUAUAGCGCCAUGACACGUAGGAAUGAUAACCAGAUUAGUGCUGUUGAAAUGCAAGAUUUCUAUUGUGCUAUAAAGAAGGUGAUACCAAGUUUACAGAAAGGUGUAGAAGGUGUUGUAGAUAUUAAACAGGUUGACUGGCAGGAUAUUGGUGGAUUACAUGAUGUUAAACAACAAAUAAAACAGGCUGUAGAAUGGCCGAUGUUACAUCCAGAGGUAUUUAAACGAUUUGGUUUACCUGUAUCUAAAGGUGUAUUAUUAUACGGCCCACCUGGUUGUUGUAAAACUACAUUAGUCAGAGCUGCUGCUACAGCAACACGUACAACCUUCCUGUCACUAAACGGUGCUCAGUUAUUCUCACCUUUUGUAGGAGAAUCAGAGAGAAUAGUAACAGAGACGUUCCAGAAAGCGAGAACCCUGGCGCCAUCUAUAUUAUUUCUAGACGAGAUUGAUUCUAUAGUCGGUAAGAGAUCAGAAGGAGGUUCACAUCGCGGCGUACAGGAACGACUUUUAUCUACGUUAUUGAACGAGAUGGAUGGUAUCGGUAUACGUCUGGAUGAUAAAGUCACAGGAUCUAGUACAGAGGAAGCAGAAGGAGUAAUGCCAGGACAAACACAGGUUAAGGAGAAUCGUAAAUCAGAUGUAGACAAUAGUCGAGUACUUGUUGUUGCUGCUACAAACCGUCCUGAUUUAGUUGAUGCAGCCUUGUUACGUCCUGGAAGACUGGAUAGAAUUGUCUAUGUUCCCCAUCCAGAUUAUCAGGCGAGGUUGGAGAUAUUAAAGAUACAGUGUAAAAAAAUACCUGUGAAUGAUGUAGAUAUAGAAACACUGGCUACAACAACACAAUAUUAUACAGGUGCAGAUUUAACUAGCUUGUGUAGAGAGGCCGCGAUGUUUGCGAUGACCGAGAAUCUUGAAGCGAAUGAAGUAAGAGAGAGAUAUUUUCAUGCAGCUUUAUCUGUUGUUAAACCGUCGUUAAAUGAUGUCCUUAUAGAAAAAUAUAAAAAUAUACAUUUUGGUAAAACCAAUCAGUCAUUAUUAAAGUAAUAUACAAUUUA
This is a messenger RNA of Patella vulgata (common limpet), 2327 nucleotides long. Its product is annotated as ribosome biogenesis protein SPATA5L1. Bases 1 to 2316 code for a protein of 771 amino acids. Gene Ontology annotation, molecular function: ATP binding; ATP hydrolysis activity. The record is from RefSeq and is a predicted model, not a curated record. The transcript has 8 exons. NCBI's taxonomy places the organism in Eukaryota, Metazoa, Mollusca, Gastropoda, Patellidae.